AUGGAGACCAGCAAUUCAGUCCAGCAUAAUAUUGCUUCAGCUAGAAGACUUGAAGGCAAGGUUGCAUUGGUAACCGGUGGAGCUAGAGGCAUCGGCGAGUGCAUUGCACGAACCUUCUGCAAACAUGGUGCUAAGGUGGUGAUCGUCGACAUCCUAGACGAGCUAGGCCGAUCGGUAUGCGACGAUAUCGGAUCCAAAAUGGCCUCAUACAUUCACUGCGACGUAACAAAUGAAUCCGACAUCGAAAAGGCAAUAAACGCAACCAUUAGCAAGCAUGGUAAGCUCGACAUACUUGUAAACAACGCAGUAUUCAUUGAAGACGCCAAAACAAGCAUUCUUGACAACGAUAAGUCGGAUUUCGAUAAAGUCAUCAGUGUCAACCUCACCGGAGUUUUCUUGGGAACCAAACAUGCAGCUAGAGUGAUGAUAACAGCAGGGAAAGGAAGCAUAAUAAAUAUAGGGAGUGUUUGUUGCAGUGUUGGUGGGGUUGCAUCUCAUGCAUAUACAAGCUCAAAGCAUGGAGUUCUGGGGCUCACAAAGAAUGUUGCAGCCGAGCUCGGGAGGUAUAAAAUCCGCGUGAACUGCUUGUCACCGUAUUAUAUAGCUACGGUGGCGUCAAAAGAUUUCUUCAAGAUAGAAGAGAAAGAGAAAUCAAAAUCUAAGGUGCAUUCGAACCUCGAAGGAGUGGUUCAUAGAGCAGAAGAUAUUGCUGAAGCUGCUGUUUAUUUAGGGAGUGAUGAAUCAAGGUAUGUUAGUGGGCAUAAUCUCAAUGUGGAUGGAGGUUUUACUGCCAUAAACCCAGCUUUUGGUUUAUUUUCCCGUUUGUGAUAAUAUUGAUUAAUUAAGAAUAUUAUUAUAUAUCUAGUUUGGAUUGACAAGAUCAUAU
This is a messenger RNA of Ziziphus jujuba (common jujube), 886 nucleotides long. Its product is annotated as secoisolariciresinol dehydrogenase-like. Gene Ontology annotation, molecular function: oxidoreductase activity. NCBI's taxonomy places the organism in Eukaryota, Viridiplantae, Streptophyta, Magnoliopsida, Rosales, Rhamnaceae. The transcript has 2 exons. The coding region runs from base 1 to 828 and encodes 275 amino acids. The record is from RefSeq and is a predicted model, not a curated record.